Messenger RNA from Camelina sativa (false flax), 1649 nucleotides. Its product is annotated as RNA pseudouridine synthase 2, chloroplastic. The record is from RefSeq and is a predicted model, not a curated record. Gene Ontology annotation, molecular function: RNA binding; pseudouridine synthase activity. NCBI's taxonomy places the organism in Eukaryota, Viridiplantae, Streptophyta, Magnoliopsida, Brassicales, Brassicaceae. Gene Ontology annotation, biological process: enzyme-directed rRNA pseudouridine synthesis.
CUAGAAGCUUUCAAGUUGUUUCAGUUUCAGAUACCAAAACCGGGUUUUUUGGUUUGAAGUUGACGAGUGAGUGACGACGACGAUGCUCUCAAUCUCUCAGCUGCCGAGUUUCUCGUUAACCUCCGUCAAAUCCCUUCGUUAUCCUUCUUCUUCUCCUUCUUCGUCUCUCUCUCUCUUCUUCUCCUUCUUACCUAGAGUUUCCAAUUUCGUCAGAGCAAGUUCUGGAACCCCCAAUUUGGUCGCCUGUACUCCUACGGAGAGCAUCAUCCCCAGAGUUAACAACGCCGGUCUCAAAAUCGAGGAGACAGUCGAUUCCGUGCAAGGAAAGAUUCGGAUUGAUUCGUGGAUCUCUUCUCGUGUCAUUGGCGUUAGCCGAGCUCGUGUACAGUCUAGUAUUCGAUUGGGACUCGUCACCGUCAAUGGCCGAGUCAUUGAUAAGGUUUCGCACAAUGUUAAAGCUGGCGAUGAGGUCAAUUGUACAAUAUCAGAGCUUCAACCUUUAAAAGCUGAAGCUGAAGAUAUACCAUUAGAUAUAGUUUAUGAAGAUAAACACCUUCUUGUUGUUAACAAACCAGCUCACAUGGUUGUUCAUCCUGCGCCUGGGAAUCCUAGUGGCACGCUUGUUAAGGGAAUACUUCACCAUUGUAGUCUUCCUUGUGUUGCUUAUUCAAACACGGAAGAAGAUGAUGAUUCCGAUGAUGAAUCUUUUUCAGAUGAUGAAGAGAUGACGACCUCUUCUAGUUCAUAUGCUGCUUCUGUUCGUCCUGGUAUUGUUCAUAGGUUGGAUAAAGGCACCACUGGUUUGCUCGUUGUUGCCAAGGAUGAACAUUCUCAUGCCCAUCUAGCGGAACAGUUUAAGCUACACACAAUUGAGAGAGUAUAUGUAAGUCUUACUACUGGGGUUCCUUCUCCACCUCAGGGGCGUAUUGAGAUACCGAUUGGUCGUGAUUCGAGUAAUCGGAUUCGUAUGGCUGCUAUACCUGGAGGAGUAAGCAGUGGAAGAGCCCGCCAUGCUGCUAGUAGGUAUAAGGUAAUUGAAACACUAGCUGGAGGUGGCUCUGCAUUGGUUGAGUGGAGAUUGGAAACCGGCCGUACCCAUCAGAUACGUGCUCAUGCUAAGUAUAUGGGAGUUCCUCUAUUGGGUGACGAAGUGUAUGGUGGAACAAAAAGCAUGGCCCUUUCUCUUCUGCAGAAAAGAGUCUCCCGCAGUGAUCAAGAAGAGAUCAUAGAGCUAAUUUCCAGACUGGAUAGGCCGUGCCUUCAUGCUAUAGUUCUCGGCUUUACGCAUCCAUGCACCGGGGAAAUUGUAAAGUUCUCAUGUCCACCACCUCCAGAUCUUGCAGAGAUAGUAGGCUUGCUUCGUAGAAGCGGAAAAGAAAACGUAAACUAAUCUCUCGACUUUGGUUUAUAAUUCAUCACAGCCAAUGAUUAUGGAGAUCUAAAGAAGGGAACUCAUCUUCGUUAUGAUGAUCUUACUCGUCUCUAGUGAUAUCUGACGAAACAAAAGAGAUUAUAGAUUCCAAUUUAUUGGUCGUUGAGAUGUUGCAACAAGUUAUUCUAGAAUCAAAAGCCUUGUUUAUAGCUUGUAGAGGUGUGUAUGUAUACAGACUCUUCAAUGACAUUUCAAUGAAAAUCUAAGUCGUACAACA